Pyrus x bretschneideri (Chinese white pear) is the source of this 4433-nucleotide messenger RNA. Its product is annotated as WD repeat-containing protein 11. Lineage: Eukaryota; Viridiplantae; Streptophyta; Magnoliopsida; Rosales; Rosaceae. Gene Ontology annotation, molecular function: protein binding. Gene Ontology annotation, cellular component: cytoplasm. The coding region runs from base 37 to 4071 and encodes 1344 amino acids. The record is from RefSeq and is a predicted model, not a curated record. The transcript has 19 exons.
CAGCGGUAGACGAAGAAAGUCCGACACAACGCAACAAUGUCGAGCCCUGGAGGUUCGACGGCGUCCACAGUCCAGGACUGUUGGGACUGCAUGCUGCCGGGCCCGCCCAGCCGCAACAACUUCGGAUCCGCCGACCUCAGCCUCUCCGGCCUCCUCGCAUUCCCCUCCGGCAGCUCCAUCUCCGUCCUCGACGCCCGCUCAAUGCAGCUCGUUGUCAGCAUCCCUAUGCCACCUCCCACCCAAUCCUCCUCCACGUCAUCGUCUCUCUCGCCUUUCGUCACCUCCGUCCGCUGGACCCCGCUCCCUCUCCGCCGCGACCUCCUCUCCACCGAGCCUUCCAGCUCCCACCUCCUCCUCGCCGCCGGCGAUCGCCAGGGCCGCAUCGCCCUCCUCGACCUCCGCCUCAAGUCUCCCGUCCUCUGGUUCGAUACCGACUCCUCCCCCUCCAAACUCGCUAUCCAGGACCUCGCGUGGGUCCAGGCCCGACCCGACUCCUACCUCCUCGCCUCCAUCUCCGGAUUCUCCUCCCUCUCCCUCUACAACAGCUCCACCGGCCGAUGCUUCUGGAAAUACGACGCGGCGCCUGAAAUUCUCUCCUGCAUCCGCCGUGACCCCUUCGAUUCGCGCCAUUUCUGUGUCGUCGGGCUCAAAGGAUUCCUGCUCUCUGUCACCGUGUUAGGCGAGACAGAAUCCGAUGUCGUCAUCAAGGAGCUUCAGAUUCGGACCGACUCCACCGAGUUGCUGAAGCUGGAGAGGGACUUGGCCGGUGGAGUCUCCGGGAACUCGUCGUCGGCCUCGGCGGCGUUCCCGAUCUACGCCGUGAGGUUCGCAUUCUCGCCACAGUGGCGGCACAUUCUUUUCGUCUCGUUCCCGAGGGAGCUGGUGGUGUUCGAUUUGCAGUAUGAGACGCCGCUUUUCUCUGCCACAUUGCCUCGCGGCUGCGGCAAGCUUCUCGAUGUGCUUCCGGAUCCGAAUCACGAGUUCCUCUACUGCGCUCAUCUUGACGGGAAGCUCAGUACUUGGCGCCGAAAAGAAGGAGAGCAGGUACACAUAAUGUGUUCAAUGGAAGAGCUGAUGCCGUCAAUUGGUACAUCUGUCCCUUCUCCUUCGUUGCUUGCUCUUGUCAUCUCCCAAUCAGAUUCGACCCUCCAGAAUGUCGGCAAGAUUUACUCUGAUGAUGUGCCUCAUUCUCCUUUCCCUGAUGUGGAUUUCGAUAAUCCUUUUGAUUUCUGUGAUGAACCUCUUCUUGUUUCUAAAACGCAUUUGAUCUCAAUUUCUGAUGAUGGAAAAAUAUGGAACUGGCUUUUGACUGCUGAAGGGCUUGAAGAUAAUCGAAAGGAUGACACAAACUUGGGUAUCAGUGAAGUGCCAGUUCCUGGGACAAAUACAAACAUUAUAGUUUCUUCUACCGGAGGACUUGACAUGGAAGCCGGUAAACAAAUAGAAAAGAUCAGUGGUGAUAGAAGCCGACCUUCAAAUUCUAUUGUCAGCCAUACAGACUUAUCACUAAAGAUUAGCUUAGUUGGACAGCUUCAGCUUCUUUCUUCAGCAGUGACUAUGCUAGCUGUACCUUCACCUUCUUCAACAGCUACUUUGGGCCGUGGGGGGAACUAUCCUGUUGUAGCUGUUCCAUUGGUUGCUUUGGGAACUCAAAGUGGGACAGUUGAUGUUGUUGAUGUUUCUGCCAAUGCUGUCGCUGCAAGUUUUUCUGUUCAUAAUGGUACUGUUAGGGGAUUACGAUGGCUUGGAAAUUCCAGACUGGUUUCAUUUUCAUACAGUCAGGUGAGUGAAAAAUCUGGAGGUUUCAUCAACAGGCUCAUUGUGACCUGUGCUAGAAGUGGCCUAAAUAGACAAUUCCGGGUUUUGCAAAAGCCUGAACGUGCACCCAUAAGAGCAUUAAGAGCCUCAUCCUCUGGGAGGUACCUUCUUAUUUUGCUUCGUGAUGCACCAGUAGAGGUUUGGGCAAUGACAAAGAGUCCUAUAAUGCUUAGAUCAUUAGCUCUUCCAUUUACGGUUUUGGAAUGGACCCUCCCAGCAGUUCCCCGACCUGCUCAAAAUGGACCUGCUAAGCAAUCAUCAUCAUCCCCCAAAGAUCACACAUCUGUGGCAUCAGAUGGGACAUCCUCUCCAACAAAGGCAUCAUCUGAUUCCAAGAGCUCGGAUGGAUCUCAAGAUGACACUUCUGAAAGCUUUGCAUUUGCACUAGCAAAUGGUGCUCUUGGUGUUUUUGAGGUUCAUGGGAGAAGGAUCCGUGACUUCAGACCGAAAUGGCCUUCUUCUUCAUUUGUCUCAUCGGAUGGACUAAUUACUGCCAUGGCCUACCGGUUGCCUCAUGUAGUUAUGGGGGACAGAUCAGGAAAUAUUCGCUGGUGGGAUGUAACUACUGGACAUUCUUCUUCGUUUAACACUCAUAGAGAAGGUAUCCGGCGAAUUAAAUUCUCACCUGUUGUGCCUGGAGACCGCAGUAGGGGGCGCGUUGCUGUACUAUUCUAUGACAAUACAUUUUCAGUAUUUGACCUUGAUUCUCCGGACCCAUUAGCCAAUUCUCUUCUACAGCCUCAAUUUCCUGGAACCCUUGUGUUGGAACUUGAUUGGUUGCCUUUGCGGACUGACAAAAGUGAUCCACUGUUAUUGUGCAUAGCUGGAGCUGAUAGUAGCUUUCGCCUUGUUGAGAUUAAUAUAAUUGACAAAAAACUUGGUCAUACCCACCAGCCCAGAUCUAUAAAAGAGAGGUUCCGUCCUAUGCCUCUAUGCUCUCCUAUACUGCUUCCAACACCACAUGCCCUGGCAUUAAGAGUGAUCUUACAAUUGGGUGUCGAGCCCUCUUGGUUUAAUACUUGCAGUACGACUUUAGAUAAGAGGCCUCACAAAAUUCCAGGAACUCCCAAGUCCAAUGAGGAUCUUCGAAGUUACAUGAUCGAUUUACCACCUAUUGGUGACCCUGUGGUACCAGAAUUGCUGCUUAAAGUCUUAGAACCUUAUCGUAAAGAAGGCUGCAUACUGGAUGAUGAGAGGGCAAAAUUAUAUGCAAUGGUGGUUAACAAAGGUUUUUCUGUGAGAUUUGCUUUUGCUGCUGCAAUUUUUGGUGAAUUCUCAGAAGCUCUUUUCUGGCUACAACUGCCUCGUGCUCUUAACCAUUUGAUGAAUAAGAUGGUAAAUAAGUCUCCACAAAAAACCCCUGCGUCAGCACCCAUUCCAGAGAUUGAUGAUGCAUCUAUGCUGAGUAGGAUAACAUCAAAAGGAAAGUCAGUGUCUGGAACAGAAAAGAAAGAUGAAAUGCAGAAUCAAGGUCAGCUCAGGUUAUUGGCUUUUGAGCCAGAGGAUUUGUGGGCAAAUGCCAGUGAACGUAUUCCUUGGCAUGAGAGGUUGGAGGGAGAAGAUGCUAUUCAGAAUCGUGUACAUGAGCUUGUCUCAGUUGGCAACUUAGAAGCUGCGGUUAGUUUAUUGCUUUCCACUCCUCCGGAGAGCAAUUACUUCUCUGCAAAUGCUUUACGUGCUGUAGCUCUUUCUUCUGCCGUGUCAAAGUCUCUCCUUGAACUUGCCGUCAAGGUUGUUGCCGCCAACAUGGUCAGGACUGACAGGUCGUUGUCUGGUACUCAUCUUCUUUGCGCUGUUGGAAGGUAUCAGGAAGCGUGUUCUCAGCUACAAGAUGCUGGGUGCUGGACUGAUGCUGCAACUUUAGCUGCUACGCAUUUAAAAGGAUCCGACUAUGCAAGGGUGUUGCUAAGAUGGGCUUCGCACGUCCUUUGCGCUGAACACAACAUAUGGAGGGCCCUCAUUUUGUAUGUUGCAGCUGGUGCACUACAAGAGGCGUUGGCAGCACUUCGUGAGGCCCAACAACCUGACACGGCCGCUAUGUUCAUCCUUGCUUGCCGAGAAGUUCAUGCCAACUUCAUCUCUGAUUUAGGCAACUGCGACGAUGAAUCUAGUUCUUUGAUCAAGGACAAGCUGCUCAACUUGCCUGGGUUAGGCCCCGAGAGCAAAGACGUUAUGGCAGUCAGCGAAUAUUACGGGCAAUACCAAAGGAAACUGGUGCAUCUAUGCAUGGACUCGCAACCAUUCGCUGAAUGAAGGAUCGGCCCUAGUCACUUGAUUACAAUCGAGUCCUUUAACUUGUCCAUAUUUACAUUGCAUACAGUUCGACGUCAGGUUAAAUUGGAAGCAGGUUGAAGAAAUCCCUUGUAUUGUACGAUGCUCUUACGGGAUUCAGGACACGAAAAAUCGAUAUCUUGGGAUAGUAAUCGACUGGGAGGAGUAUAUCAUAUAUUACUCGAAAAUGUUGUAAGCGUAGAAAAAUUUUCAGAGGACAAAUCUCAAAGUAUAGGAAAUUUUUUUGGUAGAAAAUGUAUGUAAUGAUGUUAUUUCUUCAUUACGAAAAGAGAUCGAAUGCUACGCUAUUUGGAAUUUUACUAUUAAAUAUUUCUUUUUCAAGA